AUGGUUUCCGGCUUCCUUGCUUCUCCCUCGUGCCUCCUCUGGGGGGGCCUCUUGUGCCUUUUCUGCGGGCUGCAGACGGCGCGAUGCCACAUGAGUGAUCCCGAGGAUUCUCGGUGGACGAAUGUUGCUGCGACGCUCACAGACCCUUCAUACGAGCUGGCGGCCUCUUAUGAUAAUUCUGCUGCCUCUAUCCCCUCCUGGGACUCUCUACCCGGGGUCCCCAGCGAGCAGGAGGAUCAGGAGCAGCAGCAGUUCGAUGGGGCUGCUGCAGGUGCUGGUGGGCGCGGCGGGAACGGGCGACGCGUGAAGGCGAAGGUGGGGGCAUCGAUGCUGAUGCUGCUGGUGACAGCGGGUAUCUUAUCGGGGCUGCAUGCAGGGGGUAAGCUGCUGCGUGCUGGUGGGCGUGUGGUUCCCCCCAAGCCAGAGCGCUGCAGCAGCUGCUUCAGGGAUUUUGAUAAACUUGUUGCUGCAGCACAGAGUCUUUCAGAUAGCCUGAGAGACGAUGAGGUGGCAUCGCAGGUCUCUUCGUCGCUGCUGGGCCACGCGCUUGCUCUGCAGGCCGCCGAGGCUGACGGUAUGUUGCAUGAGCCGUGUUUCAUACCUUGGAGGGGUUCACGUGCUGCUGCAGUAGCAGCAGCAGCAGCAGCAGCAGCAGCAGAAGCAGCAGAAGCAGCAGAAGCAGCAGAAGCAGAAGCAGGAACAGGUGGAUCGGGUAGAUCAGGUGUAAGAAUAGAGGGUUCAGAUAUAUCUACAGCAGCAGGUCAUCAUUGGGGUUCUAUAUUAUCCUUAACACGUGAGCUGCAGCAUUUGUUUCUUUCUCGUUUGCGUUUUCUGCAUAGAGAGGCUGGUUUUCUCUCUCAUAGUACAGCGUUUCGUGCGUCAAGUGUAAGCGCAAUGGCUGCAGCAGUGGAGACAGAAGCUCUCAGAGUAGAAGCAGCACUAACAGACCAAAUGGCCCGCGCAGCUAAGUGGGACUAUCAUAUGUUAAACUCUAUGCUGCAGGGGGGGGAGCGGCUGACGGAGGCGAUCCCCCGGGACCCCACAGAAGCAGCAAGACUACUAAACUCUCUGGCGCGGCGUGCUGCUAGUGCUGAGGCUGUGUUCUCUCGUGUGAAGGCUGGGUAUGAACAGGUGGCUAGGUGGGAGGAGAUAUCUAGGCCUAUGCAGCUAGCUGAGUAUAGUUUAGAGGGGUUAGAGCUGCUGCAUAAGCUGCAGCAGCUAGCUGGAGACGCAGAGUAUAAAGCACAAGUCGAAGCAAACACAAAAAAUAUAUUUGUAUGGAGAGAAGCGGCAAAGCGUGUGCAGCAGGCAAAGGCCCAGGCUGAGCUCAUACUAAAAUUUAUUGAGGGAGAGAGAAGACCUGUGAGGGCUCUGGCGUACAUACACCGCAUGCGUCAUUUCUGCCGCAGCGCGGAGCUAGCAGCAGCAGACGCCACGAAAGAAGAAAAAGAAACACAAGAACAAACCCCACCACCAGCACCAGCAGCAGCAGCAGCAGCAGGAGCAGCAGGAGCAGCAGCAGCAGCAGGAGGAGCAGCAGGAGGAGCAGCAGGAGGAGAUACAGAGAAAGAAGGAAAGACAGAGGAGCAGCUGAAGCUGCCUAUUGAGGCUCUCCGUGCGCGAGCCCAAGAAGAAGCAGCAACAGCAGCAAAGCAAGCAGAGCUGGUUUCUCUGUUAUUAAAUAGACUCGAAGAGAUAGAGGAAGCAGCAACAAACAGAGCAGAGGGGCAGCACCACUACCAGCUGGGUAGAGCUGCUGCUGUAGCUCACCAGCUAGCUAGACUAACAGCUAACGCAGCAAGAGCAACACAGUCAGCAGCAGAAGCAGUUGAAGGUUGUGGUUUCUAUGCUGCUGCAGCAGCAGGACUGAGGAGAGCAGAAGAGCUGAGGAGAGAAGUCUAUGAGUCUGCAUUUGCUGCUAUUCGUUCUGUAUCCAACAGCGGGGCUUGGUUUCAGCUCGACACAGCAGUAAACAACGCUCUUAUAAAACUACAAGAAGGGGUAGAGGCUCUGGCCCUCACGCGCCCCCCACAGCAGCAGCAGCAGCAGCAGCAGCAGCAGCAGCAGCAGCAGCAUAGGAGAGCCAUGCAGCUGAUGAGAGAUGGAAACGCUAACCUCACCAGAAGAAGAUAUAAAACAACAGCACAGCUAGCUGCUGCAGGCAGACACGCCGUAGCCCUCAUCGGGCUGGCUAGGCGUGUAGAGCAGCUCAGACUCCUAGAUGAAACAAGAAACGGGGUAAAUACAAAAGAAACACCAGCAGCAGCAGCAGCAGCAGCAGCAGCAGCAGCAGGAGCAGCAGCAGGAGAGGGAGGAGAUAGAGGGGGAGAUAGAGGGGGAGAGAGAGGAGGGGAUAGACCGAGGGCCUCGGGGUAG
Messenger RNA from Eimeria mitis, 2376 nucleotides. RefSeq lists its product as uncharacterized. Bases 1 to 2376 code for a protein of 791 amino acids. NCBI's taxonomy places the organism in Eukaryota, Apicomplexa, Conoidasida, Eucoccidiorida, Eimeriidae. The record is from RefSeq and is a predicted model, not a curated record. The transcript has a single exon.